UGGAAGUGGAAGACGAACACAUUUGUUGUAGUCUGCUACUCUUAAGUCGAUAUUUAUCGUCGCGAGGUGCCAUUUGUGCAUAUUUUUAUUGGAUAAGAAUAAAGUUAAAGUGUGGUGUUGUGUGACAAGUGGAACAUUUAAUAGUUGUCACUAAAUUGUGCAAUAAACUUCACUCAAUAUUUAAGACCAUAAAGAAUUCUAUCGUGAUCACAAAAUGAGUCGAAAAUUUUCACGAGUUGAGUCUGGCGCCGAUCUGUUGGAGUUUCUCGAUCGGGGUCAUAGCGCUAACAUGGAGAAUCGAUUUACAUUUGAAGUUGCAUGGGAGGCUGCAAAUAAAGUCGGCGGGAUUUAUACUGUGAUAAGAUCGAAGGCGUUUGUCUCGACUGAAGAGCUUGGCGAUCAAUAUUGUCUGCUUGGACCUUACAAGGAAGAAUGUGCACGACAGGAAGUUGAAGAAUGUGAAUUUCCAAAUCAUUCACCAGUUCAAUGGGCUGUUAACGCCAUGAGAUCGCUCGGCUACAAGAUUCAUUGUGGACGAUGGUUGGUCGAUGGUAAUCCACAAAUUAUUCUCUUCGACAUUGGUUCUGGUGCAUGGAAGCUCGACGAGUUUCGUCAGGAACUUUGGGAGAAAUGCAACGUUGGAAUUCCACAUCUUGACAUUGAAUCUAACGACGCUGUCAUUCUCGGCUACAUGAUCGCUCACUUCAUAGCAGAAUUUAGAACUGCAGCUGAACGCUACUCGAAAGAUCAUGGAUUGUCAGAAGCGAAGAUUGUAACGCAUUUUCACGAGUGGCAAGCGGGCGUUGGUCUCAUUGCUAUUCGUACACGUCACAUUGACGUUGCGACUGUCUUCACAACUCAUGCGACACUUUUGGGACGUUAUUUAUGUGCUGGCAAAACUGAUUUCUAUAAUAACUUAGACAAGUUCUCAGUUGACGAAGAAGCCGGCAAACGUCAAAUUUAUCAUCGGUAUUGCUUGGAACGUGCAGCUGCAAAUCUUUCUCAUGUCUUUACGACAGUCUCAGAAAUAACUGGAUAUGAAGCGGAACAUUUACUCAAACGUAAGCCUGAUAUCAUCACACCAAAUGGACUCAACGUUAAGAAAUUCUCAGCUUUACAUGAAUUUCAAAAUCUCCAUGCAAUGGCCAAAGAGAAACUUCACGAAUUUACUCGUGGACAUUUUUAUGGACAUUUUGAUUUCAAUCUUGAAAAGACUUUGUAUUUCUUCAUCGCUGGUCGAUAUGAGUUCAGUAAUAAAGGUGCUGACAUAUUUAUCGAAUCAUUAGCGAGAUUAAAUCAUUUCUUGAAGAGCUCGUUGCCGGAUGUCACAGUUGUUGCAUUUUUAAUAUUUCCGGCUAAAACAAACAACUUUAAUGUGGAAUCUUUACGUGGUCAUGCAGUUACAAAGCAACUUCGUGACACAAUCAAUCAAGUUCAACAAGAAAUUGGGAAGCGAAUGUAUGAUACGUGUUUGACUGGCUGUCUACCUGAAGGUAGAGACCUUCUCACUAAAGAUAACAUUGUGAAGAUUAAGCGAUGUCUUUAUUCACUUCAAAGAUCCGGAAUGCCGCCAGUAACAACACAUAAUAUUGUCGACGAUUGGAAUGAUCCAGUCUUGAAUUCCAUUCGUCGUUGCAAUCUUUUCAACAGCGUUCACGAUCGAGUGAAAAUUGUCUUUCAUCCUGAAUUUCUUAAUUCAACGAAUCCAUUAUUUGGUCUUGAAUAUGACGAGUUUGUGCGUGGGUGUCAUUUAGGUGUUUUCCCUUCAUACUACGAGCCAUGGGGUUACACACCGGCUGAAUGUACUGUAAUGGGAAUCCCCAGCGUCACAACAAACUUAUCAGGCUUUGGUUGCUUCAUGCAAGAACAUAUUGCUGAUCCAAAAUCGUACGGAAUUUACAUUGUUGAUCGUCGUUUCAUUGGAUUGGAGAAUUCUAUUCAACAAUUAGCGCAGUACAUGUACGACUUUGCGAAACUUAAUCGUCGUCAACGUAUUAUUCAACGUAAUCGAACCGAACGAUUGAGUGAUUUGUUGGAUUGGAGAAAUUUGGGAAUUUAUUAUCGUCAAGCACGUGUCAAAGCACUUCAAUCAGUUUACACUGAUUACGUUGAUGAAGCUGGUGAGAUGUUCUUCAGCCGUACAAGCAAUAGCUUUAAUUAUCCACGUCCGAUGAGUGCACCGCCAAGUCCAUCAUCGUCACGUCAUACAACACCAGCUCCUUCAGUUCAUGGUUCAGAUGAUGAAGACAGUGUCGACGAAGAUCAGGAACUUCACGAGUUAGGAUUGAACCAAAACUAAAUGUUUGUAGCUCUUCUCAACAAGGACUGAAGAAUAUUGAAGAGAAAAAUAUUUUUUGUGGAAUUUUCAAUCAUUAUUUUACAAUGUGAAUGUUCAACUUUGGGAAACAUAAAAUUAUGCUUGAACAUUCCACAAAAUUUAUUUUCUUGAAUCAUUUGAAAGCUCCCGUUUUUUAAUGUCAAUUUUUUUUGUUCUUUUUUGUUUUACAACUUAUGUUCGUAAUUGAUAGUCAAAUUCCGGUAAACAUUUUGUGUUCAAUUUUAACUAAUCAGAGAUGAGAAAAAUGGAUUCUGAGUGAAAUAGAAAUUCGAUACAAAAAGUUGCAUGAAGCUUCAAGUUAGAAGCUUAGAAAAGUGAAAGAAAGAGAUUUAAGUUGUAUAAAGUGAAAGCAAAUCAUUACAAAAGAUGCCAUGUUAGUUUUACUUUUACAAGCAAUGAAAAGUGUGCAAUGAAUAGUUGUGACUUGUUAAUGAUCAUUAAAAAAUGAAAUAUUGAUUUUCGACGAUUCAUUAAAAAUGUCGGAAAUUAUUUUUCGACGAUUCUUUUAAAAGGUCGAAAUUUCCCAGAUAUUAGCAAAGAAAGUUUAACUAAAGUUAAUUAAUGCUGCUUAAAUUUGAGAUAUUAAAAUAAUGUUUCGUUUUAUCUGAAGUUUGGAUAGUUUAUUGUCUCGAAUUAUGUUAAUUUUUCUUGUCCUUUUAUUAAAAACAUUUAUGUUGAAGCAAUGUGGAAUUCUGUCAAUGAAAAUAUUAAAUAAAUCAUUAUGGCUAUUGAAGACAUAAAUUUAUUAGAUAAAUCAUAGACGAUAUAUGAGUAGAAUAAUAAAAAAUAAAGCAGAAAAUUAUUUUUUAAUAAAACAAAAAUUCAUUUGGAUAUUUUUAUGUUUUACA
Clunio marinus is the source of this 3186-nucleotide messenger RNA. Lineage: Eukaryota; Metazoa; Arthropoda; Insecta; Diptera; Chironomidae. The record is from the annotation of a GenBank genome assembly.